Dibothriocephalus latus is the source of this 297-nucleotide messenger RNA. NCBI's taxonomy places the organism in Eukaryota, Metazoa, Platyhelminthes, Cestoda, Diphyllobothriidea, Diphyllobothriidae. The record is from the annotation of a GenBank genome assembly.
AUGCGUCUCAACGCGCCGCUAAAGCGCUCUUACGCAGCUGCUUUUGUGACCGAUUGGGUGCUUGCUGUUGUAGUUGAGAACUUGCAUAGUGUUGGUUGCUUUCCUGAACUACUCCUACGAGAGAAGUGCGAUGAAACGGACAAUCGUCUCGGGCAUGCCCGAAUCCUUCAGCUCCUGAAGUUCUGCCACAAGACGCACCUUACCUUCAACAGAACUAUGUACGAGCAGAAGAAGGGCACACCAAUGGGUUCGCCCAUGUCCGGACUCAUAUAUUCAGGAAAGCAACGAACACUGUAG